AUGCAGAUGCACGCUUCCGCCCCGUACAUGGGGCAACAACUACCACUGGCUAGCCCAGCACAGGCCAGCGCCGAUGCCUACCUCGAUGAUAUCUCGAGACAAAUAGGGUUGGCACAGCUUCAGAACAGGCGAUACUCGCCAACCUCCAGCAGCCAUGUUCUUCACGCCCACGGCGGCAGCCCCAUGCGUAUCUCCAAGCCGACUAGUACUAGCAACAGCCCAAGAUCUGCCAUGCAGGCAAGGAGAAGGACCAUGAUGAACGACAGCCUAAUCGCCCAGAGGAACCAGCUUCUACUGGAGCAGGCAUGCCUGCCCACCUCAACUCACAAUGUCGUGCCUGACAACUUCAUGAGAAGAUCUUCGCGGCCAGUGAGCUGGCACCCAUCUUCACAGCUUGGCCAUGUGCUGCCCCAACAGCAAAUGCUCCCGGCACAACAAACUCCGCAUGCCAUGCCAUUAUCACAAUAUCCGUUUCCCGCAUAUACCGAGGCGGACUUGUCUACUCAAUACCAGCAAUAUCUUCCUCCCACCCCCGCUGCAUACUCGGCAUACAACUCACCAACUGGUCUCUCCCCUUUGGCCCUGCCAUAUUCGAACUUUCAGGCACCUCAGUACGCCACCAAGGACCUGUGGACCACGUCUGCCCCCAUGAUUCCCAACACCAAGCCUGUGUCACCAGACUCAGAGUGCCCUGGGCUGGUUGAGUCGACGAGCGCCACCGAUGAAUAUGCUCCUGCGGCCAUCACUUCGCAAGGCACAUCUGCGCAAUGGAACCCCCUCAUGCAGGGUGCCACCCCUCCUACGCCCGACUCUUACCCUUCGAUCCCGGCAGCACCAGUACCUGUUAUUCCUUCGGAUGAGAGCAUUCCUUACAGGUCACUCGACGAGGAGGAGGAUGACGGAGAGAUUCUCGUGGGUAUGGGUCUGUAUGACCCCCCGGAGAAGACUUUGGACGACUAUACUCUCAACGCCUUCCGCUCAUCCACUACUUCGCUCUUUGGUAGCUACGAAAUUCCUGAGCCCAAGGGCAAGGGUCUCAAGCUGGAGGAGACCUGGGUGCCUCCUCCACAGGAAGAGGAGGAUGAGGAUGAGUCCAACAGCGACGAUGACGCCGAUGCCGAAGAGCAGGAGUGA
Pyricularia grisea is the source of this 1134-nucleotide messenger RNA. RefSeq lists its product as uncharacterized. The coding region runs from base 1 to 1134 and encodes 377 amino acids. The transcript has a single exon. Lineage: Eukaryota; Fungi; Ascomycota; Sordariomycetes; Magnaporthales; Pyriculariaceae. The record is from RefSeq and is a predicted model, not a curated record.